Molecule: messenger RNA, 1882 nt
Organism: Hydra vulgaris (swiftwater hydra)
Lineage: Eukaryota; Metazoa; Cnidaria; Hydrozoa; Anthoathecata; Hydridae
Product: endosomal/lysosomal proton channel TMEM175-like
Molecular function (GO): potassium channel activity; proton channel activity
Source: RefSeq, a predicted model, not a curated record
AAUAUGAAAUUGAAAUCAAAAGAAAAUUUGAACGAAAGUAUAAAUAGAAGGGAAAGAAUUAAACAUCUAGAAGAAUACUAUGAAGAACAUAUAAAUGAAACAUUACCAGAAGAUCAUCACAGAGCAGAUGUAACGUCAUUAAAUAGAAUGCUAGCUUAUUUUGAUGCUGUAAUGGCAGCUUGUGCAACAUUUCUUGCAAUUCCAUUAAAAAACAUUGAACAUAAAGACCACAAUUCAUUUUCUGACCACAUUCAUUUAAUUUCCGACAACCUUAUUGAAUACUUUGUUGGAUUUCAUAUUGUUCUUUCAAUUUGGGAAAACAUGAACACUCGAGCAAUUGUAAUAAAACGUGCGGAUGAUUAUGUUUUGGCAUUCGUCAUUUUUGAAAUAUUGGUAACUUCGUUUCUUCCUUUUUCGUUAGCUUUGCAAGGGCAUUACCCUCAUGAGAAAGUUUCAUUUUUAUCAACGUGCGUUGUGUUGGGAAUUCUUCAAGUAAUAGAUGUUGCUAUAGUUUUGUAUGCAAUUCAUUCACCAAAUCUACUUCAUGUUGAUUUAAGAAAUUGGACAAAGCUUGAACUUCGUGAAUUAACAUUCAUAAUGCUUUUUAGACCAUUAGUAAGCUUGCUUUUGCUUAUAAUUGCUGGUGCUUCCGUUCUUAUUCACUAUGGUGUGUCUUGGGCUUUUAUUGCACUGUUGAUCAUUGUACCAUUAAUACGCAAAUUUUAUUGGUUUGUUCGUAGACGUAUAAAUCACUUUGAAGAAACUGAAAAAAAUCUGUUUUUAGAGCAUUUUUCUAAGGGUAAUGUUCCCAAAGAACGAGUUGAAAUUAUGAGCGAUGCAGCUGUUGCCAUUGUUGCUUGUAUACUUAUACUCGAGAUAACGGAUGAAGGGUUUCCCACUAGAGAAGAUGUUAACAAACUUGGUCUUAGCAACAAGUUAAAUUAUAUGACUUCUGAAUUUUUAACGUAUAUUGCUUCAUUUUGCUUGGUUUCUGCUCUAUGGUACGUCAAUCAUGCUGUUUUCAAUUUGAUAAAAACUGUUAAUGUUUUUAUGUUAAUCUUUCAAAAAAUAUUUCUUUCGUUUUGUUGUCUUUGUCCAUUAGCUGGAAACAUUGUAUUGCGCUUUGCAAUCAAACGCAAUCAUGAGUCUAACAUCGCUAUCCGUUAUUCAGCCAUGAUUAUUUUUCUAUCAAGUAUUGCAAACUUUUUUAUUUUUUUGUACGGGCUGCUCACUGGAGAAAAAUACUUCCACAAAUGGGCUUCAAUUAAAAAUUUUAAAAUAAACAAACGUCAGCAACUGUAUUCUCUUGCUAAAGCAUUCAACUUGCCUUUUUGGUCUUUAUUUUGCGCUUUAGGAAGUUUGGGGUCUCCUACUUCAUCAGUUUACAUACUGUAUGCAACAUUUGCUGCAGCACCUUGUUUUUUUUUUGCUGCAAAAAUAAUUCUGAUGAACCACAUGAGAAAGUUGCCAACAUAUUUUUACUGCAAAGAUAAUAAAACAGAAAAUACCAGCAAAGAGAAAGAUUUGCAAGCUAAUUCCUUUUCUUCUUCUUGUCAUCUUGGUAGUUACGUGACGUAACUUACAUUAAAAAGAAACGGGAGCUUAUAUAAAUUAUAACAUUUAGAAUUAGAAUACUUUGAGGAAUUAAAAAUGUAAAAACUUUUUUUCAUUUAUAUAUUGUAAAUAUUAUAUACAUAAAUUAUGCAAAAUAAUUAUUAGCUGCAUGUGUUACAUCAAAAUGGUGUAAUAAAUAGUAGACCAGAGGGGGUGAUUAUUAGAUUAAUGGGGAUGAAAUAAACUUUUUUUUAAAUAUGAAGAUGUAUAAUUUGAGAGUUUAAAGUUUACUGUUUAAGCGUUUUUAAAAUCCCUUACAUCAUUAGGU